CUUCAGUUAGCUAAUUUAGCUAAUUCACAGCACCUUGCGUGACACAGCAUCUGCUUCCUGCUCAUUCUCUGAUGCCCCUGCCUCUUCGCUGCCCCCCUCGUCACGUGCAGCGGAGCCAGCAAAGCCUUUUUCUUUUUUUUUCUGCACUGUCGGCCGCGGGUUUCUUCUUUAUUUUCAUAUAUCGACAACGAACUGCCCGAGGGCUGGAUACAUUGGAGUUGCUAUUACAGGUUGCACCAGCUAUGUCGCUACAGCUGAGACGACCUAUUAAGUAUUUGUAAAGGCUGUGUGAUGUCUACGGGGCUGGAAAAGGGAAAGGAAAAAAGACCUUCGCAAGAUAAGGAAAAUACCCGAACUUCCAGACGGCAAGUCCGUGCCUGCUGCUGCGGAUUGGAAAACAGUAUCCUACCCGAUAAAACCACAGGUUAAACCACUGUACGAAGGCGGACGUUGUACAGUGUUUGCAGUACCGACCUGAGAUCAGCAGAUGGCGCUCGCCCGAUAGAUGUCGAAAGACUUCAUUCAUUCAAAAACUGCUUCUGAUUAACAUAUGCGGCCUUUAUAAAAGGACAAAUUAUGAAAAAUAAAAACGGAAAACGUAGGCUCACAAUUGAAACGCAUUAAUUAAACUAAACGUAAUCAGACCAAUCUCUAAAAAACAGAUUAUCCUUUCAACGUAAUCGAAUGGCAAGACCUCUGCCAAUAGAAAACGUGUCUGUGGUUUGACACGGAAGUGAAUACCGAGAAAGGUCAACAAGUUGCACAUUGUAUGAGCGCGGUACAAUUCAUUUCUGUUGAGAUAUUCGUAUCAUUAUUUUUUAUUUGUUCCAAAGGGCUUUUGUUGGAGUCUCUCCUACAACCUCCUCUUAGAAGAUUAAUACGACUACGGAGUGUGAUCGUACGUAUCAUAGAAGAAAUUGAUUGACUAGGGCCGACAUGGCUGGAAUACUCUUUGAAGACAUUUUUGAUGUGAAGGACAUCGACCCAGAUGGGAUGAAAUUUGACAGAGUGUCUCGACUUCACUGUGAAAGUGAAUCUUUCAAGAUGGACCUCAUACUUGACGUGAACAUUCAGAUCUACCCUGUGGACCUUGGGGACAAGUUUAGGUUGGUGAUAGCCAGUACCCUUUAUGAAGAUGGCACUCCAGAUGAUGGGGAAUACAAUCCAACAGAUGACCGCCCUUCUAGGGCAGAUCAAUUUGAUUAUGUAAUGUACGGAAAGGUCUAUAGAAUUGAAGGAGAUGAGACAUCUACAGAAGCAGCCACUCGUCUUUCUGCAUAUGUCUCGUAUGGUGGCUUGUUGAUGAGACUACAGGGUGAUGCCAACAACUUGCACGGAUUUGAAGUGGAUUCACGGGUCUACCUCUUAAUGAAGAAGCUCGCCUUCUAAACUCCAUUUUCCAUUAUUUGGUCUUUUGUGUGGACUCAAAAUACAGUGCAUUCAAACACCCAAAAGACAGUAUCUCUUGAGGAUCAUGGACUUGCAUCUCUGUGGAUUGUUUUGUAGGAAUACCUGGGAAUUUUUUUUAUUUUUGUUUGCUUUCUUUGAAGCAGCUUCUCUAAUUAGAAGAAGAACUACUAGUCAAACAAAUGAAUACUGUUCAUGGUCAAUCCUGUAAAUAAAACAUGUUUUAUA
Clupea harengus (Atlantic herring) is the source of this 1635-nucleotide messenger RNA. It is a transcript of the gene polr2h, whose product is annotated as RNA polymerase II, I and III subunit H. Gene Ontology annotation, cellular component: RNA polymerase III complex; RNA polymerase I complex; RNA polymerase II, core complex. Gene Ontology annotation, biological process: DNA-templated transcription. Lineage: Eukaryota; Metazoa; Chordata; Actinopteri; Clupeiformes; Clupeidae. The record is from RefSeq and is a predicted model, not a curated record.